This is a messenger RNA of Sesamum indicum (sesame), 1889 nucleotides long. Its product is annotated as aspartic proteinase 36. The record is from RefSeq and is a predicted model, not a curated record. Gene Ontology annotation, biological process: proteolysis. Lineage: Eukaryota; Viridiplantae; Streptophyta; Magnoliopsida; Lamiales; Pedaliaceae. Gene Ontology annotation, molecular function: aspartic-type endopeptidase activity.
UCAAACUUCAGUUAUCGGCUGUUACCACUGUUCUCUCUCUCUCUCUCUCUCUCUGCAAUACAUAUUACAUAUAGAUAUAACCUAUAGUUACAUAUAUCACAUAUGCUACAAGUGAAGAGAGAAGGAAAGAAAACAAGAAAAAGGGGAGAGAGGUGCUUGCUUGUACGAAAUGCCGCCGGCGAAUAUUCCGGUUACGGUGGCUGUGCUUCUGGUGGCGGUGGUGGUGGUUGGUGGGGAAGGGAAGAGUGUGACGUUGACGUUGGAGAGGGCGAGUCACGAAGGAUUGGAGCUGAAUCAACUCAGAGAACGCGACAGGAUUAGACACGGCAGAUUCUUGCAGCAACAGCCUCUUGGCGUCGUUGAUUUCCCUGUCCAAGGCACCUAUGAUCCUUAUCUUGUCGGGCUAUACUUCACAAGAGUGAAACUGGGGACUCCUCCCAAAGAAUUCUAUGUACAGAUAGAUACAGGAAGUGAUGUCCUGUGGAUUAGUUGCAAUCCCUGUGCCGGCUGCCCGAAAUCCAGCGGUCUCCAGAUUCAGCUGGAGUUCUUUGAUCCUUCCAGCUCAUCGACAGCUUCGCUGAUUUCAUGUUCAGACAGGAGGUGUGACCUAGGAGCUCAAUCCUCUGAUUCUGUCUGUUCGGUUCAGAAUCAGUGUGGGUAUACAUUCCAGUACGGUGAUGGCAGUGGGACGUCGGGAUAUUACCUGUCUGACACGAUUUCUCUCGACACUGUUGUCGGGAAUUCGUUGAUAUCGAAUCCCUCCGCGCCCAUUGUUUUCGGUUGUAGCACAUCGCAGACUGGAGACCUCACCAAGCCAGACAGGGCAGUUGAUGGCAUAUUUGGUUUCGGACAGCAGAGCCUGUCCGUAAUUUCACAGCUUUCUUCACAGGGAAUCGUCCCGAAAGCAUUUUCUCAUUGCUUGAAAGGAGAAAACGGUGGUGGCGGUAUACUCGUUCUUGGCCAGAUUGUCGAGCCAAAUUUAGUUUACACUUCACUUGUUCCAUCACAGUCGCAUUACAAUGUAAAUCUACAAAGCAUUGCUGUAAACGGGCAGAUGUUACCUAUUGAUUCGUCUGUUUUUGCAACAUCAGACAACAGUGGAACAAUAUUUGAUUCAGGAACAACGUUGGCGUACCUUGCAGAAGCAGCUUACGAUCCUUUCAUUAAUGCAAUUCAACAAACUGUUUCUCAAUCGGCACGCCCUCUUCUUUCCAAGGGAAACCAGUGCUAUUUAACUACCACCAGCGUCUCGGAAAUUUUCCCUCCAGUUAGUUUGAACUUCGCCGGGGGUGCAUCAAUGAUACUGCAACCCCAGGACUACCUUUUGCAGCAGAACUCCAUUGGUGGUGCUGCAGUUUGGUGCAUCGGCAUUCAGAAAAUUCAGGGUCAAGGAUUCACAAUUUUAGGAGACCUUGUUCUGAAAGAUAAGAUCGUUGUAUAUGAUUUGGCUGGUCAAAGGAUCGGAUGGGCUAAUUAUGAUUGUUCGUUGUCCGUCAAUGUCUCUUUAAAUAAUACUGGUAAAACAGAAUUUGUGAACGCCGGACAACUUGAUAACAACAACUCGGACCGUUACGAGCCAUACAAGCUAAUGUCAAGUACUAUUAUAACUUUUUUGUUGCAUAUAGCAUUCUUUGGUGUUUUUCCAUUUUUGUAGUAACUAGUGAUGGAUAAUUUUCUCUAUCAUUUUCCUGUCGGCUAAUAGUAUAGAUACCGACAGGUUAUACUAAUCGCAUCUUUCAUAUGUUGUUUUUAGUUGUUGCAUUUACUUUUUGGUCUUAGUUAAGACCACUUUGGUUGUUAGCGUAGAAUUACUCUCCUCCCAUUGUACAAAAAGCUGAUAUAGGAAUAAUACAUUUCUUUUAUACAUGAAAAUUAUUGCAUUCCGUGAA